Messenger RNA from Colossoma macropomum (tambaqui), 3061 nucleotides. RefSeq names its product cytosolic carboxypeptidase 4. Gene Ontology annotation, molecular function: metallocarboxypeptidase activity; zinc ion binding. Lineage: Eukaryota; Metazoa; Chordata; Actinopteri; Characiformes; Serrasalmidae. The record is from RefSeq and is a predicted model, not a curated record. Gene Ontology annotation, biological process: protein side chain deglutamylation; proteolysis; C-terminal protein deglutamylation. The annotation marks the transcript as partial. The transcript has 22 exons.
GUGAGCAUCACAGUGGAGAGGUUUCUCUGAGCUGUCUUCUCUUCUGCUGUUCAUUUUAGUCGUUUUUUAAAGUUCCUGAUUGCUGUUAGUGAUGUCUGCCGCCGUGCCUGAUGACGAGAAAACUGCUGAAGCUGCUCCAGCCUGGAAGUUCUGCAAGUCGUCCUUGGCGCGAAAGCUGAGACAGCACCUAAACUCUGCUCGAUCCAGGGCCAGUAUGGCUGCUCCGAGCUCCAGUGGACUCGAGGUCCUCCUGAACACUCUGCAGAAUGCUGGAGACAUUGAGAACACACUGAACAUCCUGAACGUGCUGGAUGAGCUGCUUUCUGCAGGCACAGACAGACGGAUCCACUACAUGAUCUCUAAAGGGGGCAGUGAGGCUCUCCUGAUGGCGCUGGUGAACACGGCCAGAUCCUACAGCCCGAACUACACACUCCUGCUGCCCAUACUGCACCUGCUCGCCAAAGUGGGCCACAGAGACCGGAAGAUUGGCGUGAAGGCAGAAAAGGCUGAUGCGGUUUUGGUUACGCUCGGACUUCUACGCCACAACGUGAAGAACUCCAGAAGAGCUGCUGCCUGUCUGUGGGUCAUCAGGGUCUACUGCUCCUCCGUUUCCACGGCAACUCUGCUGGGUCAGAACCGAGCGCUUGAUGUUGUGUUCAACCUGAUCAUCCCACCCACUGCAGCGCAAAACACACGCACAGUCAAGGCUGCCAUCGAUGCCUUCGCUGCUCUGUUAUACUCAAAGGAGAACUGCCGCAUGGCGGUGGGUAAAGGCUACAUCUCUGGCCUGCUGAAGCUGUACGAGGAGUGGCACACGCACGACUCGGAGAACCAGCAUCUCCCGAUUCGCCAAGCCUUACUGCACUGUCUGCACAGAGCCACCAACGCCAGCCUGGGCAGGAGCGCUCUGGUCACUGACGGAGGCGUCGGCCUGCUCUACAGAACCACACAGACCUGUUUGUUGAACAAGGCCACGGAGUGUUUGGUGGAGCCUGCAGUGCAGCUCAUGAGGAAAUGCUACCCAAAAAUCCCUCUUCCUCUGCCCUCAGACCGCAGCGUGUACAGUUUCCCUCUGCCCGGCCAGCCUGCGGACGCCUGGGAGGACGAUCCGGGAGCCCACGAUGACAGCUUUGAAGAUGACAGUGAUGAAGAGCAAGAAAACGAGGAACCUGACUGCCGGGACUUUGAGGACGAUCUGGAGUCUGAUGUGAGUCAGCUGACGGCUCGGCCGGAGCCGGACCGGCCGCUGGAACAGCUGCAGCAGUACUCAGAGCUCUGCCCUGAACUACAGCAUGACUUCCAGGAUUUGGACUCCGACUCGGAACCUGAAGAAAGCUCUGAUGAGGAAAGCCUGCUGAACGGAGACUCUGAGGACAAGAUCAAAGGCCGCAGGAGAUCCAGAGUGAACUCCACAGACUCCCUGUCUGUUCCUGACCCUGAAACCCUCACUUCCGAUGGGAAGAAGCUGGAUCAGGAUGGAAAGAAGGACCUGAAGGCCCAAGAUUUCCGCAGCCUCCGCUGCCCCAAAAGCCUAGAGGAAGGUCAUAGCAGCAUGGUGGACAAACUUCUGGAGAAGUAUGGUGCCUUUAUUCCCCACCAUGACCCUCGCUUAUACAUUGAUGCGGCUGCCCACACCAAAUCCAUCGCUAACUACUCCAUCUUGGCCUUUCCUGACUUCUGGGGACACCUGCCUCCUCGAGGCCCCGAGCCAAUGGCUAUCCGGAAACCUCACGUUCAGAGAAAGAAAGUGUUUGAAGACAUCCAGCGCCUCCUCUGCCCCGAAGACAUCAUCAAUAAAGUCGUUUUUGAUAUGGAAGACGGCAGUUUGCAGUGCACCUCGGACUCCCCUACAGACUCUCUGCGCUUUUUCUCCAAGUUUGAGUGCGGAAAUCUGCGUAAAGCCAUCCACAUCCGGAGGUAUGAAUACGAUCUGAUCCUCAACGCUGAUGUGAACUCCUCUUCACACCAUCAGUGGUUUUACUUCGAGGUCAGCGGGAUGGUGGCGAACGUUCCUUACCGCUUCAACGUCAUGAACUGUGAGAAAAGCAACAGCCAGUUCAACUACGGCAUGCAGCCGGUGCUGUAUUCAGUGAGGGAGGCGCUGGAGGGCAGACCUCAUUGGGUUAGAGCUGGAACUGAAAUAUGCUACUACAGGAACCAUUUCUGCCCCAGCAGAGGUCAGAGAGGUCAGUCCUUUUACACCCUUACCUUCACCGUGACCUUUAGGCAUGAGGAGGACGUGUGCUACCUGGCCUAUCAUUACCCAUACACCUACUCAGGCCUGCAGUCCCACCUGCAGGUUCUGGAGCGCUCGGUGGACCCUCGCAAAGUGUUCUUCAGGCAGCAGACGCUGUGUAACACACUCGCAGGAAACUCCUGCCCACUCAUCACCAUCACGGCCUGUCCACCGUCCAGAGCUUGGAGACACUUACACCAGCUCCGGAACCGGCCAUACGUGGUUCUGACGGCAAGAGUUCACCCCGGGGAGAGCAAUGCGAGCUGGGUAAUGAGAGGCACUCUGGAGUUCCUGUGCAGCAGUGACCCAGUGGCAGAAAGUCUGAGAGAGGCCUUCAUACUGAAGAUCAUCCCAAUGCUGAAUCCAGACGGAGUCAUCCACGGCAACCAUCGGUGCUCACUCAGUGCUGACGAUCUGAACAGACAGUGGCUGAAGCCGAAUCCCAGCCUGAGUCCCACCAUCUACCACGCCAAGGGAUUCCUCUACUACCUCAACAGCAUCGGCAGAACACCGAUGGUGUUCUGUGAUUAUCAUGGUCACUCCAGGAAGAAGAAUGUGUUUCUGUAUGGCUGCAGUGUUAAAGAGACGCUGUGGCAGUCUGGAUCGCCGGUCAACACAGCCUCGAUCAAAGAGGACCCGGGAUACAGGACCAUUGCUAAAACUCUGGACCGAAUCGCUCCGGCAUUCUCCUUUAACAGCUGUAACUUCCUGGUGGAGAAGUCUCGGGCGUCCACGGCGCGGGUGGUGGUGUGGAGGGAGAUGGGGGUUCUCCGGAGCUACACCAUGGAGAGCACCUACAACGGCUGUGACCAGGGCAUCUACAAG